Tympanuchus pallidicinctus (lesser prairie-chicken) is the source of this 7805-nucleotide messenger RNA. It is a transcript of the gene MFAP3, whose product is annotated as microfibril associated protein 3. Bases 3486 to 4511 code for a protein of 341 amino acids. The record is from RefSeq and is a predicted model, not a curated record. The transcript has 3 exons. Lineage: Eukaryota; Metazoa; Chordata; Aves; Galliformes; Phasianidae.
GUUGUUGUGUGCGUGGCUGGGGACACUCAGCUAUUCAUUUCCAGUUUGUACCAUUGAUUGUGUUGAGCAAUUAGCAGGAACACGCUUGUUCUCACAAAUCCAUCGUGGGCUCUCACUGCAGCACUUCUCCCAUCUCUCCCCAUCCUGCCAGGCAUCGAGGGCCUGCACUCCCCAGGUUUCCUGUGCCCAUUGCUUUUCCUCGGAGCUUCACUCCAUCGCAUCUGAUUGAGCUGUAGAUGUCUCUGCACACUGCAAUGGAGCCAGACCAGACGGUCUUUCAAGUUCCCUCCCAGCUCAAACCAUUCUGUGAUUCUGCUUUGCCCCAGUCACGCAGUUCACACCUUCAUCUCUGUGUCAGAUGCUUCCCUCAGAUCUGAAGGGGGCCACACAGGACAGCCACACCCUCUGCACUUCAGCCCAAGCUGCAGUCAGGAUGCAGACUUCCUGCAGAAGUCAUCAGUGAGCACCAUUUGGUGCAUGUUGUCGCCAGUUAACUUGUUUGGAAACCAUCAUAAAGCCAAAAUACACUCCCACACUGUUUGCCAGGGGCGGUGGGAGGAUGGAGCAUGCUGUGAGGUGUAUCUCGGUUUAUUGCUUUGCAUUUCUCCAUGUGUGAGAUGAUGUUAUGAUCAGUGAAUGCAAAGCCGUAUAACUUUCAACCUCUUGGGUCCCAAUCUUGCAAUGCUUUAUAAAUGUGUGUAAUGUUAAGUAGUCUCAGUAUUUCCACUGACCUCAAUGGGACUACUUAGAGUACUUUAAGUUAAACACAAACAUUUUUUCAGGAUAAGUGCCAAAGAUGACUCAUAUAAGCGUACGCAUCAUGGAUUUUUAUCCUUUUACUGCUAUUUGUUGUUACAACUUCGAGUCUCCUGAAGGUUCAAUAUGUUGAGCUCAGCUCCAGGUUUCAUUGUAAAGUAGCCAGUUUCUAUUCUGCACAUUUCAUCUUGCUUAGGUUUAAUGCUGUCUUGAAGCAUUGUAACGUUGGCACUGCUCAAGCUUUAUCCUUUUUGGAUCCUUUAUCAGCUCCAGCAGCUGUUUUGCAUGAAUGUGAUGGCUGAAGAAUACGGAUUUCAGAAAUCAUUUUAUUUUUUUCCCAGCAUUCAGCAAUGAGAGAUCGUUGUCUGCUUAACAAUAAUGGGUUUUCCAAAAGUGAAAUGUGACAAACAAUUUAGAAUAAAUCAGACCUCGAGGAGUUUAAUAGUAAAAUUCAAUGACCCAUCACCAAUGUUUUAUACAUUAUGCAAGCUCAGUGCAGACAUAGCGGAGAGCAUAUGCAAUUACUGAAGAUAAUUAUCUUAUUCUUAUGAGGGAAAAUGUUGCUCAGUAUUUCUUCUGUUAAAUAAUUGACUGAGGUUUCUAAUGUCGUUUUGGAAGGAAUGUCGCAGACAUUUGGAAAUCUAAUAAUUUAAAUUAAAUAAUUUAAAAUGGCAAAAAUAACACAGGCUGAGUACAGGAGGUGCUAGAAUUGUUCUCUAAUAAAUCUGAAACAUUAUUAGUUGGGAGAUUAUAGUUUGGAAAGACUGGAAGCUGUACCACGUUUGAUUCAAUAAUGAGGGACGGGGUUUGCGUUCACUUUGUCACUAUCAACAGCUGGAGCUGCAGCAAAUCUUGCUAAGUCAGGCCAGAUGUCAGCCAUCCACAGAGCACUCACAGCCCACUGCCUGCACGUAAGGAGCCUACACGAGGUUACCCAAAUAAGCCAGUCUGCUGUGGGCUUAUUUGGGCUUUCUGAGGGCUCAGAAACUCUGAAAACGCCAGAGGUCUGAAAAAAGAGAAAGGUUAAAAACCCCUCCUUCAAACAAAAGGGUGGUGGUUGGUCAGCAGCAGUCUUGGUGGUGUGUUUUCAGACCUGUGCAGUCUGUGGCUGUGAUGCCACUCUCCAGGCAACACAAGUCAGUAACACUUCCCCCAAAGUCUAACUGGUGGAAAAUAUGUGUGAAAGAAGGCUUGGUAUUUUUUCUUAGCUGUUUAGCUGUGGUAAAGUAUAUUGUUCAGCACGGUGGUGCAACAGUUCUUGGUGCUGGUCUCAUCUUAAAUGAACAGGCAAGAGGAGCAGCGGAGAAAGGAAAGGAGAAAAAGAGGGCAGGUGAAGGGAUUGCUGUUUGCAGAGGAACAAGCAGAGGGCCUGGUUUCUCGUUUCCCUCGCAGGAUUCAGUGGGUGAGUUGGUCAGUCAAGCUUGAAGGAGAGUUGGACACAGCUGUCUCUUUUGCCUCCUUUGUGAAAAUGAUUUGGCAAUAGCUGCAACAGAAAUGGGUCAGAUACACAUUUCUCAUCGGACGUCAGGUCCAGAGUCUGGUUUGACCUUCAACAAGUUAUCUUUAACUGAAAGAAUUCCAAGUCUGGCAAAUUCCUAUUCAGCAAAUUUUCCCGUUCCUGAAUAUGCUUAAUUUGUCUCUGCUGGAAACACAAUUAGUACAAUCAGCCAUACAUAUUUAUAGCAAAUUAUUUUUCAUAAGUGAUGUGAAUUCUGUCUGCCUUAGGCUGUGUUAGCGAGCGGUUCUGGAAGGACAAGAACUGUCUGCAUUAUUUAUUAAGAAAACUUACUCCUUUGUAUUGUGAUAUUUAUGAAAUUCAACUCUGCUUGCUUUGUUAUUGCUAGAAGAGAAGAUGAUGAAUUUGAAGUCACGCUGUCAGUGGGGUGAGGUCAGAUAUUUUUUAAGAUAACAUUUUAGCCUGUGGCUUCUGUACUUUGUGAAUAGUUUUCUAUGGCACUGGAGCGGUGUAGAUGGAAUCAUCACCUCAGGGAAUGCAUAUUGGAUUAGAAUUUCUUUAUGAAUCAGGCUUCCAGGAAAACUGAUUACAGAUUUUCUAUUAAUGGUGUAAUCUCAUUUGGUCGCGAUUUGGUUUUAUUCUGUCUUUUAGAAAAGAAAAUCUUUGUGUGCAGAGAACCUCAAGUUAAAUUCUCCAUUCUAAUGCCUUCAAAUAUCUAGUGCACACAUAAACCUCAAGGGAGAGUUCUGUCCCUAGAGAAAAUAAUUUUUCAAACAGCUGUGAAAUACGGGGCAGGGUUUGGUGUGGUGAAGAUAAUAAGCAAGGUGUGACUGCUGAGGUGUAGCAGCAUAAAGCAAAGGAUUUUCAGUAGGAGUUUACUGUACAACAACAACAGCAAAAACCAGAAUGCAGCAGCAGCAAAAAAAGGUUGCCCAAAAAAGGGAAGUGUGUUUAGACAUCGGUGUCCUGCUAUUCAGAAUGGGACUUCCUCCCUUUGUAGGUAGCUGCCACAGUAAUUCUCCCUGCACAAGAAACGAGGAGCGUGUUAUCUGGUAUUUAGACACAUAACAUUGAUUUUACCUUAAAAUCAAUUGGAUUUGCAGUUUCCUCUCACAAUAUUGAUGGUCUUGAAAGUGCAUUUGGAUCCAAGACGUUUUCUACCAGUGAACAAAUUAAGAACCUCCUCUCUCUCUCAGAUCCGUACAGACAAUUUAAUAUCUUGUGACCUCAUUUCUCCAAAUUAAAUGAAAAAGCAUUUUUCUCUUAACUUUCCAUGAAGCUCAGCUAUUGCCUGUUAAUUUUGACUGUUAGUGCUGAUCUUUCGAUUGGACUUACACUGGAAAAUGUAGCUUCUAAUGGGACACUUGCUUUUGAGUCUUUCAAUGCAUCACUUCAUCCAGUGCCUCAAGCUUUAGCAAGUUCCCCAGCACACCAUGAUAUCAUAGCCAAAGAGGGAACCAGUAUUUUAAUUGAAUGUAAAGUGAACAUCAGCCAAUAUGAAUAUAUUCUUUGGUAUAACUCCAAAGGACACCUGCUUCAACAGAAAGAUGAAGGUGGACGGUGGAGAAUUGCUGGUAAUUUCCUUAACAUCACAAAGGUCAACUUUGCUGACCGGGGACGAUACACGUGUGCAGCUGUUCAUGGUAACAACACAGCGUAUUCCACCGUCACCCUGAGAGUCACCUUCACCUCGGGAGACAUGAGCAUUUACUACAUGAUUGUGUGCCUCGUUGCCUUUGCCAUCACGCUCAUUUUAAACAUAACUCGUCUGUGCAUGAUGAGCAGCCACCUCCGCAAAACAGAGAAGGCUAUCAAUGAGUUCUUCAGGACGGAAGGGGCCGAGAAGCUUCAGAAGGCUUUUGAGAUAGCCAAGCGUAUCCCCAUCAUUACAUCUGCCAAAACGUUAGAGCUGGCCAAAGUCACUCAGUUUAAGACCAUGGAGUUUGCUCGGUACAUCGAAGAGCUUGCCAGAAGCAUUCCCCUUCCGCCGCUGAUCCUUAACUGCAGGGCGUUCAUGGAAGAGAUCUUUGAGGCUGUGCGAGUCGAUGAUCCCGAUGAAGUCGGCGAGGCAGAAAAACAAACCCAAGCCUGCGGUACCCAAGCUGCAAUGUACCCCAUCAACACGGAGAUCAAGCGCAGCGAUUCGCCGGCCGCGGAUUCUGACGAUGGGUCUGUGAAUGAGCAGGGCCAAGAAAUAGCUGUUCAGGUGUCCAUCCACCCGCAGGCAGAAGCGCAGAGCAUUGACACCGUUUCUCAUGACAGCUGCCAGUUAGCUCCUUCUGAGGAGGGCACCUGCUGAACCCAGCCACAUCUGUUGUACAGGAGCACGGGUGUCUGGGAUAACGUGAGAAAGGGGUGUGCAAACAAGCUGCCUCACCCCUGUGCACAAGAGCUGUUUUUUUUUCCAAAUUGCAAGGUGCCAGAACUACUGCUGAUGUCUGUAUUUCCCCUCAGUGUUUCGCUGUGUUGGUCUAACAGUUUCAGAUCCGUAAGAGAAGGGUGUUUGAAUUGUUGUUCAGUGGAUUUUCUUUUUGAAGCAGCUUGUUUUACUUCAAGUAUUUACAAAGCAGUAAUUCUUUCACCAGCUCCUUGGUACCCUCUGAUACUUCUGUGUUAGAAGUAGCCAAGCUGAGCAGAACAAGAUGCAGUAAGAUCUUUUGCUUUGUAGGCCUGUUCUUCCUUCACAAAGUGGAAGCAGAAUUCCUUAAAGCCAAUGUUGUUACCCCAAUGAAUUGAGUUGUGGGCUUUUUUUGAAUUGCCUCACACUGCGUGUAGCCCAUCAGAACCAUGGUGAGCUUGAACAAAUCUGUUUUGCGUAGCGUGCUUCUGUGUUGCUAUCAAAAUGUACUGUGUUUAGAAAAAUAACUGCACCGAGAUCUGCUGCUGAAUUAAACAAAGUGCUGUGGCAGCUUAGAGAACAACCAGGGGAUCUCUGCUUUCUGUGCAUCUGCAUCUGUGCUCGAGCGUGUGGAAAGCAAAUUGCUACAAACCUUGUCACUUAAGCUUGGUGCUGAUUGCCAACUGCCUUACCCUGGCUCUGUCUUACAGAGUGGAGCAGUCGGUGGUACCACUGGAACUGUCUUUUGGCUCUGCUGAUUUCACUCGCUAUAGAGAACCCAAAGUUUCAUGUUGCAUUUGACGUUGUUGUAAGAAUGACAGUGAUCGUCCAGAGGCGUAACUUAAAGGGAAAUUUGUCUACAGUUAAGGUAUCUCAGGCAGUUAUUUCUGAACAGUGUAAUAAUGGAGGGGAAAAAGCAAUGCCACUGACUUUACUCUGGCUACUGCUUUCAGGAAGCAGUGGGAGAGAGGGCUUAGCAGAGGGGCUGGCUGAGCUGCUUGCCAGCCUGUUUCCAGAGCAGAGUGGUUGAGAGUGCUGCCCUCUCCCAUCUGCUGAAGAGGAAAGGCAACUGACAUCCAUACCUACACAUGUACGUGCUGCACCAAGGAUCUCCUGCACGGCUUCCUUCCUCAGCUCUGGAGCUGUGGCCUCAUGGAAGCCACAGGCAGACAAGAAUCAAGUAUUUUCUUUCACACGUUGGUGCUGAUUUUCUUUCUCCCUAGCAUUUAUAAGUUGUAUCACUUAAAUAGCAUUAUAUAUCCUAUCGAGAUUCAGUAGAUGUAAGGGUUGUAAAAACUCCACAAAUUAAUUUUUUACAACUACUGGAACCAUUCUGCCAUAUAAUUUAAACAACUUGGCAACAGGAGCACCAUUUAAUUUCCCACAACUCUUUUUUCUUUUCCUUAUUAUUACAAAAAUGUCAGUUGAACAAGUGAUUCUGGAAGGCUGUUCAGGAUUCUUAAGAGGAUUUGACUCUACAUUUACAUGAGUAAGCAGGCACAGUGGUAAUAACAGGGUGGAGCUUUCUGUUGUAGUGCAUCCUCCUAACAAAGGGCCUGAGCAAAUUACAUUUAUCACAUCAUAUCAAAUGAUGGGAAAGUGAAGCAUCUAUUACUGUUUUAAAAUACCUCCUGGGGAAAGUUCUGCUAACAGCCACCAGUAAAUGCAGCCUACUUGGCUUUGGUAUAUUGGGUAAGAGCUGUGUUUUUUGGUGAGAAUGAACACUGCUAGCCUUAGUUGCAGUAGUGCUCUGACCAACCUGGUACCUUUGCCAAGACUGUAGCAAACAUCUGCUUCAGGGGAGGAAAGCUUGCUAUAGACACGAUAGAUACUGCCCUCUGCAGUAACUUCUUGUUAGUUUCCAUGGUUUGGUGGCACUUUAUGUCUAGGUGAGAAAUUUGUGUAGUUUUGUGUAAGCUGUCUGAUUUUUAAAAACGUUUUUGGUGAUCAGUGUUAAACUCUUGUGAAUAAAGGGCUGGUUCUAGAAGCCCUGCCAAGAUGCUGCUGGCUUCAUUUCUGUCUUACAGUGAGCUCUGCAGAUCUAUUGCCUGAGCACAGAUCUGGGGGUUUGUACCACUUUGUCCUGCCUGAAAGCUGAUGGCCACAGGAGAGGGUCGUCUCUUUAAUCUCUGUUGAGCCACAGGCCCUUGGCGUUGUAGCUGCUCCUGCCAGUUUUCACAAAACAGCUCUCCUUGCUUCUGUGAAGCUCUUGCAUUCCUUGUGGCAGUAACAUCUUUGACAUUUCCCCUUCCCCUAUACGCAGUGUAAAGACGCAGCUACGAAAUCAAAGCUCCAUUUAAUUGCUUCUGUGGAAGCAGUUAUGCAGUUGUGAUUGACAGAUGUCUCGUCAGAAGCAGCAGCUUGCAGGCAGCAGGAUGAUCCUGGAGGUGCAUCAGAUGGGUGUCAGGAGAGGAGUUUCGGGAUUAACUCAAUCUGUUCUCUGAUUUUUAUUCUUUAUUUCCAUAGCUCCGAGUUCUCACUGAGCGCCGUUACGCGCUGUCGCCAUGUGUCCCCAUUUCUGGUGGAGAGGAAAGAAUCCUACAUCCAGGUCCUCAGAAAUGCAAUUGCUGUGUCAAUUGCUGGAUAAUAAAGCCAAGUGUUUUCCUGAAUUAUUGCAGCGUUUUGUUUCCCAAAUUAAUUCCAUCCCUGAGAAGGAAGCUGUAUUGCAAGAAUUUCAGUAAAUCAGUGACACUUAUUAAAUGUAGGAACUGAUCCUACCUCCACUGAAUUCAAUUAGAGCAGAUUAGGAGCCUCAGUGUAUUUUACAAACAAUAUUACAGGGUUUUUUGUGCCUCUGAAAGCAAGGAGGAUGGUGGUGUUAUGCAGUAGAUGUGAUUUCCAGAGAAGGAAACCUGACACUGGUUUCAAACAACUUGUGAACUCUUCUUACAUUGACUAGCUGUGUGCAUGUAGGUCUGUUUGAUGUGACUAACUGAAAAUUAACAUUGAAAGAUUGUAUAAGUGACAGUGUUUCUAACGUUUCAUAGGUCACGGAGAUUCUACAGUGGUUUCCUUGGUUUAAACUGAAUUCUUCGACAAUCUCAAGGCUAUUUUAUCUCUUCUUUAUAACUGCUUUUUAUUUAAAAUAACAUAAAAUCGACUCAUUACCCGAGAGUACCUAAAAAUAACUUUGUAGUGGUUAUUUGUAUCACUUGGAUUGUAACGUCACUGUUUAAUGUAACUGCAUAGGAUUUCAUACUUUCAUAAAAUGAACUGGUAGAUUUGCAAAAUAAAUGAAAAACAAAAGCUUUGUUC